This is a messenger RNA of Rhopilema esculentum, 4828 nucleotides long. Its product is annotated as transmembrane prolyl 4-hydroxylase. Lineage: Eukaryota; Metazoa; Cnidaria; Scyphozoa; Rhizostomeae; Rhizostomatidae. The record is from RefSeq and is a predicted model, not a curated record. Gene Ontology annotation, molecular function: iron ion binding; procollagen-proline 4-dioxygenase activity; L-ascorbic acid binding. Gene Ontology annotation, biological process: peptidyl-proline hydroxylation to 4-hydroxy-L-proline. Gene Ontology annotation, cellular component: endoplasmic reticulum.
GCUGGUAUCUGAUGCUCUCCAACCAGUUACUACACCCCACGAUUCUGCUCUCUCGAAGCUAACUAUCUGUAGAGGAGUUUCAUUUUUAUCAAUGCAUAUCCCAAAGGCUCUAUGAUUCCCAGGUCAAGUUAAAUACACGAUCUUGCUAUGACUUCCUGGUGACUGUUUUUAUUUGAUUAUAUUUGGUAUUACAAGCAUUAACUAUGUAUAAAAGACCAGAUGCUCAAACUAAUAGCAAGCAAAUUGUCUAGUAAUUUUCAAAAGGAAUCACAUUGGCCCCAAUUUUUUAAAAAAUUGUAGAAAACUGUCGCCAUUGUCAGGACUUCUCGGGUCACAACUGCAAGCAUAAGCAGGUUGAAGUGAUUUAUAUUCAAAUGCACGGUGAGAAGCUGUCUUUAGUACCCUCUUUUCGGCAUGCUGAUCUGUUGGUUAUGCCUAUAAAGGUGCAGUUAUGCAACGCCGAAUUUCCUCUAUUAAAAGAAUAGGCUCGAACAAUAGUUCACCUUUCCACAAAUGAACAGCUGCCCCCUUUUGGUAAACCCUCCAUAGAUUGAGAUUUGGGUUGAUGUUAGUUAUAACAUGGAAAUUUCUGAUUUUGACUAUUAUCAUUUACUAAGUAUGGUAUAUGUUGGUUUUUUGUUAUAUUUAAGAUAUUGGCUAGUUUUAUGACAAAAAAUAAGUUCAAUUAACUCGUAUUAUAUACGCUGCCCGGUAUGAAACAACUCUAUGCUCUAAUCACCUCCGCAUGAAAACAUUCAAAAGUCAUAUGAACCUUUUUCUGACACCAGUGGUCCUGUCGUAAACCGGGUCAAAAUCUUUUUUUUAGUUGCUUUCAAAAUUCCUUUAAGGGUGAAAGAUGAAAUAUUGAAGCUUAAAGAAAAGAUGAAUUUAUCAUUUUUACUUCAUAUGCCAAUGACCUCGAUGUACGACACCCUGGAACAACAUUGAUUUAAGUGACAAGAUUAUGAUUUAUUCUAUUUUUAUUCAACUUAUGUUUCAAUUAUUACUGAUUUAUAAAUUGUCUUUAUGAUUAGAUUAACUGAAGGAUGAUAUCGUGUAGACUUACUGCAUGAGCCUCUGCUCUGGUUGCUUCCGUAAAGUGAGGCAGUUGUGAAACAGAGGCUCAUGGAGUGAGUCUAGGUAGCAUGUAUAAAUGUCUAUUUUUAUGUAUUAUGUGCUACCACGACCGCAACCUGCCCUAAAGCGACUGAAGAGAACACCAUGAACGCUAUAAUCAAUACUCUACCUGGUAUGAUCUGGUAUGAUUGUAUUGAUUUAAGCAAGUGGUCAUCCAUUACUUUGUAUGGAUGCAGGUGUGCAUCUGAUGGGAGUUGUAGGUGGUAUGACACUCCCUGUUUUACAUGAGUUGUUCGGAAUUAUCUUCAGUUGGUCGACUAAACUGCUGAUUGGUCGGUAAAUCGCUAGAUGGUAGAUGAAAUUGGGACGAAUUUGUCUUCAUCCAUGUCAUUGUGGGCAGAGCUACAAACCAUAAAUAUCCCAAUAAAUGUUGUGUAAUUUUCCCCCAUUUGAGGUGUCUUUUAGAUUAAUUGCGUUUAUAGUGCAUGCGUCGUUAUGUUUUUGCUCAUACCUCGAAAUUUCUCUGGAGUAGAGUAAGAUGAACAUCUAUUGUAAUGGUAGUUUUUGCUUGAAGUAGAUGUUAAUUCUGACAGGGUAUUUAUUUUUUACUUAUUUGCUGGAGUGAGCAAAGAAAAAGUAAAAAAUCAUUUUUGUAUACAUUGUGAAAAUAAAGCAGCUAUUUCCCGAAUCUCUGGUCAAAAUAUUUUGUGGGAAUGAGCACUUUUUCGAAAGGCAUUGAUUUCAUUGAUGCUUUUUUAGUCUUUUCUGAACACUGAUCUAUUGAAAAAAUUGGAUCGAGCUUCUUAUUACCUCGAUAGGAACGCUAAAAACCCCAAACAGAAGCGGGAAGCCAUGCCUCAAAACCAAUCCUUGAAUGAUAUGAAUAGGGGAGAGCCCCAAUGCUGUGUAUGUGAUUGCCGAAAAAGGCCAAAGCAGCUGAAAACGUUGUAAGAUAAAGAUAGUUAGGAAUGAUCGUAAAGGCCCUCUUUUCGGCUGGGCCGUUUGUAGGCCCUCUUCUCGGAUGCAGUAGCGUAACAAAGUUUAGGACACGUCACUUCGAAAACAAAGAGCUCUCUACCAAGGAUCCAAAUUAGCUGCUCUUCUUGUUGAUUCUCUUUGUAGGUCUUGAGCAGUUGAUCUUCAUUAGUAUCCCUUACGCUAGAAAGCAUGAGCUUCUUCACGUAGGUAUGGUACCAGUUAUCUCAUUGACUGGUGGCUUUGUCCAUCACAAUGCUUGUCCAUGCAAUGAAGGAGAAACCCGUCGAACACCGCACCAGAAUUUUGAAUCAGUUGAUAUUUAGGCCCUUCGCAUUCAUAGCGGUUUUGUAAAUAAAGAAAUUAGAAUGGAUUUUUACAUCAAACUUACAUAUAUUUUUAUUCUUUUUAUGAUAACACACGCGAGCAAAUAUUCUUCAGAUAAAUGCACGAAAGACGAGAACGGCAACGAACACUGCUUUCAGGAUGACGAGGAUGAGCCUUGCUUUUACGAAGAACAAGAGGAAACAUUAUUCCAAUGGGAUCCUGUUGAGAGAGGCUACGAAAGACAACUUGAAUUAGAGGAGGGAAAAAUUCAUACACUGAGAACGGUCGCAGUGAAGCCAAAACUCUUUGAAAUUCUAAACUUUCUCACCGACGAGGAAUGUGAUCACAUUAUCGAAAUCGCCACAACACAAGGCCUUCACGCGAGUGGACUGUUUUUCGAUAAACACGCUCUUGCCAGUAAAAACUACACUCAUGGCCAUUCAAGGUUUGUGGUUGGAGAUUUUGAUCGCUGGGAUAUCGAUGAAGAUGGUGAAAUAACGAUUGAAGAUGUUAAACAGUUUGCAAUCAACACAAGAUUCUUAUACCUAAAAGAUGAAGACGUCAUUGAAAUGUUUAAAGAGAUGAAAUUGGACAGUUUCAACGAUGGAAAAAUAACCCAAGAAGAGUUCCAAACGCUUAACACAGAGGCUAUAGAUGACUACAUGAAAGCCCUUAGAGAAACACACCCCAGGUUUCGUGACAGGUACAGCGAACAAACAUGGUUAAAGCAAGACAGAUCUGCUGACCCAUUGCUGCGAAAGCUUAGAGAAAGAGUAAAAAAGCUGACAAAACUGCCAACCAGAAUUGUUGAAGGUGGCGAACCAAUGCAGGUAUUGCAUUAUGACGUUCAUGGACACUACCAUGCACACUUCGACGGCCAAUCAAAGGCGAUGCUUGCAAAUCUUGAUUGCUGCCAAUUCAAACCACAAGCGUCUUCAACUGAAUGUCGACUGUGCAGGUAUAUUACGAUAUUGUAUUACUUGAAUGACGUAGAAGAAGGUGGUGAAACUGCAUUUCCAGUCGCAGACGACGAUGCCUAUAAACAUACGGAAUUUGUUCAACGAAGAGAGGGAGAUUAUUACAACCUUAGCGAGUUCUGCUAUAAUUCAACAACUGUUGUGGCACCAAAGAAAGGUAAGGCUGUUUUAUGGUACAAUCACAAUCUUGAUGAACAUGGCUGGCUUGGAGAGCGAGACGACUUCUCGCUCCAUGGAGGGUGCAACAUCAGAAAAGGCCACAAAUGGGUUGCCAAUAACUGGAUACCAGCGCCAGAAUACCAAACAAGGCAUCUAAAUAGCAUGUAUGCGGACCUGAGUAGUCUUGAAAGUCUUUUUUAAGUGUGCUGCCUAUUGAAUACUAAUACUCAGUACUCAGUCUCAGAAUCAAAGCCACUAGCACAUUGGACAAUUCAAGUUGUUUGAAAGAAAUGACUUUUAAAGACAGCAUAUGAAAGGUCUUAACAUUAAACGAAUCUCGAAAUAUCAAAAAGAUGAAACGAUCUAGUAUUUAGCUACAAAAUUAAUCCUUAAUCAAGGUAUUUAGCAUAAAUGUAUUUAGCUACAAAAUUAAUCCUUAAUUAAAAUUGUAUCCUUGAAUUAAUCCAAAUGUAAUGAUUAAUAAAAAAUAUCUUAUAAUUAAUGAUUAAUUGAUAUCUUAAAAUUAAAUUCCAUAUUAAAAUUGUGUUUUUGGUAGCCUUAAACGAUCUUGCAUCUGGUCCGGUUACUCUGCUGUUUGCAAAAGAUAAUUUACUCUGAAUAUUUAAACGUAAGGUAACUGCAUUCAAUAUGUUCAGGAAAAAUUAGUUUAUCGAGAUUGGGGACACAAAUGCACCAUAAAUUUCUUUUAACCUAGCGUUGUACCAAUUUUCAUACAAGGCCAAUCUGACGAUCAGUCAAAAUAUAGGUCAAUCUCUGUCUUGCCAGUCUUUCUUGAUUUCUCAAAUACUCAUCUAUGGCCAAUCAUAUAACUACGUUGACAGAAUUGAAUAUUCAUUUCAAAGCCAAUCAGGAUUCCGCCAAACUGUCAUUUUAUAAACAAAACUUUUAUGUGCAGCAGGCUGGGGGCUGGAGUAUAUUUCGCAUUACACGUUUUUUCUAUAAGAACACUUGGCUCCAGUUUCAGCCUGGCUUUUCUUAUUUUUCAGCAUAAAUUCAGCCUAAUGGGUGUCUUAUUUUUUAAUGGAAUAUAAUAUGCAUUGCAGUGUCCGGACAUAACAUGUGCUUCAUAAAAUAGUUAAUUCUUAGGUCAUUGAUCUAAACCAGAACCCUGGAGAAGACUAAUUGCUACUCAGUUCUCAAUUGUCACUCUUUUGAGAGCACAUUGAUGACUUCCAAUUCUUGCCUGUCACCCUGUUAGAGUUUCACUAUAGAAGACAGUAAUUUUUGCUCGUGCUUUUUCCUUGAGUCUUGUUGAAUUUUAGCCUGUUCUGUAUCUUAUCUUGUUCUUAUAA